AUGGCCAUUGACAUUAAAUCAAGACUGGUGUUCCUUGUAAUUGUAGGGAUUGAGCAUAGACUCGUUAAAGUUCCAAAGGAAGUGCUACAGCCAAAAGAACCUCAUCUAAUAAAGGUUGCGGUUAUUGGUGCAGCAAAUGCGGGAAAGUCGACCAUUAUAAAUAAGCUUGUAGGAGAAGAGGUAUCGGGUGUAUCGCCAAAAGCCCAUACAACGAGAGAAAGAGUCUUAGCUGUGAUGACAGAGGAUAAAUACCAAGUUGUAUUUUUGGAUACUCCAGGAGUGAUUGCUGAUCCCAAAAUUGCCAGAAGAAAUAGUGAGCUAGCAAGCGUAGCAUGGCGGUCUUUGGAUGAGGCAGAACAUUGUAGAGUGAGAGUUGACAAAUGA
Molecule: messenger RNA, 384 nt
Organism: Mycotypha africana
Lineage: Eukaryota; Fungi; Mucoromycota; Mucoromycetes; Mucorales; Mycotyphaceae
Product: P-loop containing nucleoside triphosphate hydrolase protein
Exons: 2
Coding region: 1-384 (127 amino acids)
Biological process (GO): ribosomal small subunit assembly
Molecular function (GO): GTP binding; rRNA binding; ribosomal small subunit binding
Source: RefSeq, a predicted model, not a curated record